Messenger RNA from Tribolium castaneum (red flour beetle), 2365 nucleotides. RefSeq names its product glucose transporter. Gene Ontology annotation, cellular component: membrane. The coding region runs from base 283 to 1908 and encodes 541 amino acids. The transcript has 5 exons. Lineage: Eukaryota; Metazoa; Arthropoda; Insecta; Coleoptera; Tenebrionidae. Gene Ontology annotation, molecular function: hexose transmembrane transporter activity. Gene Ontology annotation, biological process: monosaccharide transmembrane transport. The record is from RefSeq and is a predicted model, not a curated record.
UGCUGGCGCCUCCUUAAAAAUAGCCCUUCCCACGUGUUUGCGUCAGCACGUGACCGCGAAUCAGCCCAAAAACACCCUUUAGCCCAUUGCCAAAGAAUGUUGUAUGUUUUCUGUUGACACCGAAGAGUGACGUCGACGUCACGCGUUUAAAAAUACUUUCCAUCUCGAUGCGUCGCGACGUCUUUGAAGGGGUCACUCAGUCGCAUCCGCGGCGCGAUUUUGGAGCGAUUUUCCGGUGUGUUUCCCAAACGUGUGCGAUUUUCCGUGUCUGUGGUGUCUGGAAUGGACCGGGAUGACGACGACGGCGUCGGAUACGUCGCCGAGAGCCACUAUCUGAAGAGUCCAACGGUGGCUGAACAGCAGGCCAUGGCUCUCCUUCAGAUACCCCCGCGGGAGGGCCGGGAGGGGAGCAUCUCCUCCAAUGUCAGCGACAUGGAUGUGCCCAUCUAUUCCUCCGAAAACCUCACCACCAGCUCCAGGAGACCCAUUCAGUCGGGUUUCAACGGCAAGCUCAUCUUUGCCAUCAUUGCGUCAGCGCUGGGCUCCUCCUUCCAGCAUGGGUACAACACGGGAGUCAUCAACACCCCCCAAACCGUUUUAGAGGAAUGGAUUUCGCAAGUCGUGGGCAACCGCACCGGCACCCCCCCGUCGGCCUCCUCGGUGACGCUCGUCUGGUCCCUCGCUGUCUCAAUUUUCUGCGUGGGGGGCAUGAUCGGGGGCGUGUGCACCGGCUACGUGGCCGACAGAUUCGGCCGAAAAGGGGGCCUCCUCCUCAACAACAUCCUCGUCUUCCUUGCUACCAUCUGUCUGGGCUCUGCUAAAGCCGCCUCGUCCCACGAGCUCCUCAUCCUCGGAAGGUUCCUCAUCGGGAUAAACUCGGGGCUAAACGCCGGCCUCGCCCCCAUGUACCUUGCCGAGAUCUCCCCCAUUAACCUGCGAGGAGCCGUCGGAAGCGUCUACCAACUGGUCAUCACAAUCUCAAUCCUUGUGGCGCAAGCCCUAGGGCUCAAAUAUGUCUUGGGGACCCCCGAACACUGGCCCGUGCUGUUUGCCCUAACCGCCGUUCCGGCACUGUUUCAAGUCGUGACGCUUCCGUUAUGCCCCGAAUCCCCAAAGUAUUUGCUGGCCUCCAAAGGGAACGAAAUGGAAGCCCAGAAAGCGCUAGCUUGGCUCAGGGGCAGUUUGGCCGUCCAGGAGGAGAUGGAGCAGAUGAAAGCGGAGAACGACGCGGCCAAGUUGUUGCCAAAGGUCACAGUGAGGGAGCUGUUGACGAAUAGGGCGCUCAGAAUCCCGCUGAUUAUUUGCUUAUGCGUGAUGAUAGCGCAGCAAUUAAGUGGGAUCAACGCUGUUAUUUUCUUCUCGACUUCGAUUUUCAAGGAUUCGGGGCUCAAGGACGACAGUGCGACCUUUGCAACGAUGGGGAUGGGGGCGAUUAAUGUCCUUAUGACGAUUGUAUCCUUGGUCCUUGUUGAGAAAGCGGGGCGAAAAACGCUACUUCUCUUCGGGUUUGGGGGCAUGGCCAUUGAUACUCUUCUCCUAACCAUAGCAAUGAAGCUAACGACCGUCGAGCCAAAUUUGAGCUACUUGUGCAUCGUCCUUGUUUUUAUUUACAUUAUUAUGUUUGCCUCCGGACCUGGUUCAAUCCCUUGGUUUUUGGUGGCGGAGCUUUUCAACCAAUCGGCGAGGCCGACAGCCGCAUCCUUGGCCGUUUGUACUAAUUGGACGGCCAACUUUUUGGUCGGUUUGGCCUUUUUACCAAUUACGAACGAGAUUGGCCCGUUCGUCUUCAUAAUCUUCGUCGUUCUUAACUGCUUAUUCUUCCUCUUCAUCUACAAGAAGGUCCCAGAGACGAAAAAUAAAACCAUCGAGGAGAUUUCGGCUCUGUUCAGGCAGCAGUCGUACCAGUAAUUUGGAUAUUUACUUGUAAAUAUUGACUGAGGUAAAAAUAUAAUAGCGCUAGGAGAAUUAUUUUUGAAUACAUUCGUAGUUAUUUAUUGUGGCAGAUCUUCGAAAUGAAUAGUAUCUUUGUGUGGUUAGGUUUUAAGGGGAUCUGUGUGAGGCUCUCUUUUAGGUUUUAGUUUUCCGAGUAAUUUAUUUAUUUAUUUAGGUUGUGGCAAUGUUGUUGAAAGUCUGCUACUAAUUACGCAAUUGUACUAUUCGGAACGAACUAAAAAUGUACCAAAAAAACAUAAGUGUUCGAUGUGAAUCAGGUUAGAACAUUUUGUACAAUUUCUUUAAGCAAUUUACCAACCUGAGUUAUUUUAAUAAUGAUAUUGCAAAUAACGUGUGUGCUAUGUGUAUGUCUGUAGGUGUAAUAUGUUUGUUUUUAAAAUAAGUUUAAACGAAUAAAUUUUAAGUUUUUCAA